Messenger RNA from Falco peregrinus (peregrine falcon), 3680 nucleotides. It is a transcript of the gene CTDSPL2, whose product is annotated as CTD small phosphatase like 2. The transcript is spliced from 13 exons. The record is from RefSeq and is a predicted model, not a curated record. The coding region runs from base 222 to 1628 and encodes 468 amino acids. Gene Ontology annotation, molecular function: phosphoprotein phosphatase activity. NCBI's taxonomy places the organism in Eukaryota, Metazoa, Chordata, Aves, Falconiformes, Falconidae.
GGCCCCUCUCCCCAUCCGGGUCCCUCCGUGCGGUGUAGCAGGUCGGUAGGCGGGAAAUGGCGACUGGCUGCUGAGCGGCUGCGGAGCGCGGAGCCCCGGCGGCGGUGUAAACACAGCGGCGCCCGCCCGGCCCGGCGCGGCCCGGCCCGGCCGCCGGGAACCCGGACACCAGGGGCUCGCCUCCCCGGCACCCCGCACCCACAGCUUUACAUGUGGUACACAUGAAAAUGAGGCUGAGAACGCGGAAAGCUUCUCAGCAAUCGAAUCAAAUUCACACACAACGUGCUCCGAGGGCAAAGAGGAAACAUUCGGAGGUAGAAGAGAGCUUACCUGUUGGCGGAGGAAAACCACAGAAAAAUGAAACUGGCUUGUUGUCUUCAAUCAAAAAGUUUAUUAAAGGAAGCACACCCAAGGAAGAAAGAGAAAAUCCUGCAAAAAGAAGUAGAAUUGAACGGGAUAUAGAUAACAACUUGAUUACAUCCACACCUCAAACAGGAGAAAAGCCUAAUAAACAGAUCUCUCGAGUACGACGGAAAAGUCAAAUGAAUGGAGAAGCUGGAAGUUACGAAAUGACAAACCAACACGUAAAGCAAAAUGGAAAAUUAGAAGAUAACCCUACCACUGGCAGUCCCCCACGAACUACAUUACUGGGAACCAUAUUUUCUCCUGUUUUCAAUUUUUUUUCACCAGCAAAUAAAAAUGGAACAUCAGGAUCAGAUUCUCCCGGACAAGCUGUUGAAGCUGAAGAAAUAGUCAAACAGCUUGAUAUGGAACAAGUAGAUGAGAUUACUACAAGUACUGCAACAUCAACCAAUGGAGCAGCUUAUACUAGCCAAGCAGUGCAGGUCAGAUCUACUGUCAACAAUGGUUUAGAAGAAGUGGAGGAAACAAAUGACCGUGACUUGCCACCACUUACAGCACCAGUAUCUCCAGACAGUGGCUACUCAUCAGCUCAUGCAGAAGCCACCUAUGAAGAAGACUGGGAAGUCUUUGAUCCAUAUUAUUUCAUCAAACAUGUUCCACCACUAACAGAAGAACAACUUAACAGGAAGCCAGCUCUUCCACUGAAAACAAGAAGCACACCAGAAUUCUCAUUAGUUCUAGACUUGGAUGAAACAUUAGUGCACUGUAGUCUAAAUGAAUUAGAAGAUGCUGCACUCACUUUUCCAGUUCUUUUUCAAGAUGUCAUUUACCAGGUUUAUGUCCGGUUAAGGCCAUUCUUCCGAGAAUUCCUGGAACGUAUGUCUCAGAUUUAUGAGAUCAUUCUUUUUACUGCUUCUAAGAAGGUAUAUGCAGACAAGUUAUUGAACAUACUAGACCCUAAAAAGCAGCUGGUCAGGCAUCGACUUUUCCGUGAGCAUUGUGUUUGCGUACAAGGAAAUUACAUAAAGGAUUUAAACAUUCUUGGUAGAGAUCUUUCAAAAACGAUCAUCAUUGACAAUUCACCACAAGCCUUUGCUUAUCAGCUUUCAAAUGGAAUUCCUAUAGAAAGCUGGUUCAUGGAUAAAAAUGACAACGAACUUCUAAAAUUGAUUCCGUUUCUGGAGAAACUUGUAGAGCUGAACGAAGAUGUCCGACCUCACAUCAGAGACAGAUUUCGCUUGCAUGACUUGCUACCCCCAGAUUAAAGCCUUUUGUCUAAUUACUGAAGGGGGAGAAAAUGCAGGACCCUUUUGGACUAAAACAAAACAUUGCCAUUACUGUUGAAAUUUUGCAUUUUUGUACCCCGUCUUGCUUUUCUUAUCUUUGGUGCCCAACAAUAAUCAAGGGUUACGGAAAGAGACUUUAUAUAUCUGAGAUUGAAUACAUUCAGUACAAUACAGUACAACACAGUAGGUAGGCUAGAACAGAAAAGUCUUUAGAACUAGUGCAACUCCAAUGAAAUUUUUUUAUGUACAGGACAUCUGCAGUUUAUAAAGAAUUCUGUUUCUGCCACCAGCAGUUUGACCUGUAGAAACACAGGAUUUUAUGAUAUAACAGAGAUUGAAAAUGGACUCUUAUUUUCUCUCUGUUCGGUGCUCUAAGUGGGUUUGUAGCCACUUUUCUGUUACUUUUAAGAUUCUCAUUUCAACAGGAAUGGCCAGUAAAAGUUGUUUUAUUUUUCCUGUUAAGGUUUAUAACCUUUUUACAUUUUUGACCUGUAUUAGAUUAGAAUUUCAUUAUGCAUUCCUUUUAGUUGAGGCGCUUCAUAGUUUUUCUGGAAAUAGCCAAAUUUUCUUAGUUUUUUAUUAAACAGUUGGAUGGCCGUUUUCCUGCUUUGUCUGCCUGCAUACUGUAUAUUUGUUUAAAAAUAUUCUCUAGUUUUAGCCCAUGUAAGUUUCAUUUAGAAAGAAAACCCCUGCAUUUAUAUUUUCUUUCUGUAAUAUUCUACUGUAGUUGAAAUCUUUUCAAAAAUCAAGAGACUGGCUAGAUAAGAAGAAUAUAAGAAUUACUAAUAUUCAGAAUAUUUUAAACCAUUGUGAUGGCAUGUACUCUGGACAGACAAUAUCUUGCAGUGGCACAAACAACUGAUGGACAAGGAAUACCUCAGACUAUGCUGUGCGUGCAGAUCUUGAAAGGAGAACUAGUUUGGUCACCUCUUAGGUUUGAUGCAAUUCAAUUACUGCUGCCUUCUGUUUCCUCCAAGAUUGAAGUAUUCUGCACAGUGGCUCAGUAUUGUGAGAUGUUUUGCAUGGGCUGAUGGUACCCCUGUGACACUCGUCGUUACAAUCAGUUUUAAGCUCUGUGUGACAGCGAAGGUACCUGGCAGUAACUAUGCACAAUCCUGUGGUACAGUACACUCCCACGCCACCGAGGCAGGCAGUCUGCUAUCCUAGUGGUUUGCUAUGCUAUAUGGAAAUAGUCUUUCAGCCUUGGUUCUCUAAUGCAGCUACCACAAGAGGUGGAUAUUUUUAUAAUGGUGUGUAAUCUCCUUUUCAGGAGGCUUUUUAUGGAAGGUAUAAUUUGUAAAAGUUAGGAUGCUUUGCCUCUCGACUGCAUUAACACGCCAUAGGCUCAGACUGUUUUUGUGUAAAAGAUGUCACAGAACGGCACUUUUUCUAAAGAGAAGUUUGAUAUUUUGUAUGCUUGUUAAGAAAGUACAGUAUUGGAAAUUAAAGGUGGACAACUGAUAAUUGAGAAGUAUGUCAAUUAAUUUUUUAUGUAUAUUACCUGUUUACUUGUACAAUUUUAUUGUACAAAUUACAUGCAGCUUCAUUUUCAAAUGAGUCCUUAAAAUAAGGAAAAUCUUUUUAGGAAAACAUUUAAUUUUUGUAUUUUUUGAUUUUAAAAGGCAUGAGUUAUGUCAACUUUUUCCAGUGUAUUAAUGAAGAUUUUAACUUUUCAUCAGGUUGAGUGUUUUCUUACUAUAUUAUCUGUUGUGUAUGUAGCUAGCACAUUGUGUCACUGAACUGUUUAAAAAACUUAGCAUGUAGAGCAAGCCUGUUUUGUGGAAAAUCCUUAUUCAUUAAAAAAGAAAAUCAUCAUGGCAGAUUUUCUGCAAAAAAAGUGAAAACAUUUGCAAUUCAGAAUACUGAUUUUUUUUGUAUUUAAAGAAAGGUAUUUUGCUUGCAGGAAAGAAAUACUACAGAUUCAUUUUAAUGAGAAUCUUUUAAAUGUAUUUAUCUUUAGGGCAUCUGGGCAUCUUUACGCUGUUUGUCUUAUGUCUUUAUUGAAAUAAAAUGUACAUAACAUUAACUUUA